AAAUAAUAAGUGAACAUAAUGUGAAGACAUUUAAAUCAGAUGGCCUUUGUUUUUUAGGACUUCAAGGUUUUCCUGUUAAAAAACCCUCGCAGAAAAUGUACGACAGGUAUCAGGCCAGUUUGCAGCAGCCAGAGGACUCACAUAUGAUGCAGUAUCACUACAUGAGCCCUUACACUGAAGGUCCAGGGGAAGAGCCAGUCAUGUCUGGGCUAUCUGUCCAAAUGGACCCAUCUCUUUACCAAGAAUCUUUUUACUAUAAUUACCCACCAGUUCCAGACCAUCAAUACCAGGAACAGGCCUACCAGCAGAAUGUUGCAGUUCAGCUGCAGCCUCAGCACCAACACUCAGUCCAGCAACAGGAGCUAAGUGUUCAGUCUUCUGUCCCCCAACAAGUUCUGACAUCGGUGAAGAAGAAAAGAGGUCGACCUAAACAACAAAUGGGGAAUGAGGAGACAAAGGCAGAAGAUGAGGCUGAGGCUGCUAAAAAGGCUAAAAGGAUUCUCAACCGCUUCAACGGCAUGUCGGAGGCCGAAGUUAUGGCCAAGACCCUCCCUGACGUUAUAACACACAACCUUGACAUUUUGAUUAUUGGAAUUAAUCCUGGACUGUUGUCAGCUUUCAAAGGACAUCAUUACCCAAACCCAGGAAACCAUUUCUGGAAAUGUUUGUUUCUGUCUGGUCUGACUGAGCAGCAGCUGAGCUACGUGCACGACCAGAACCUGCCGGACAAAUACAGCAUCGGCUUCACUAACAUGGUAGAAAGGACCACGCCUGGCAGCAAAGACCUCUCUAAUAAGGAAAUUCGUGAAGGAGGUCGACAGUUACUUGAAAAGCUCCAGAAAUAUAAGCCGUUGAUAGCAGCUUUUAACGGCAAAGGUAUUUAUGAAAUCUUUUGCAAAGAAAUCUUUGGCGUAAAAGCCAAGAAUCUUGAGUUUGGCCUGCAGCCCUACAGAAUCCCAGAAACUCAAACUGUUUGCUUCCUAAUGCCAUCAUCAAGCCCCCGCUGCGCCCAGUUUCCCCGCGCACAGGAUAAGGUGCACUUCUAUAUAAGGCUGAAGGAGGUGCGUGACCAGAUGAAGGGCGUGGCUCCGAGCCACGAGGUGGUGGAGACGCAGUACUCGUUCAACCUGCAGCUAGCUAAAGAGGAUGCAAAAAGGAUGGCGAUCAAGGAGGAGCAAGUGGAUCCUGAGUAUGAAAGCUGCAGUGGGCUUCAUGAUGGAAUGAGACAAAACAGCUGAGGCAGAGGAGAGAAGAACAGGAUGAAGAUGCACUCAGAACUCUGCAGGCCAGUCAGCAGAAGACAUGACACAGAACUGCUGCAGCAGGAGUUCAACCACGGUGAGAACAUAUGAAGAGGAGCUGUGCUGCUCCUGAGCUGCACAAGAAAUCAAGAACUCACAAUUGCAUUUUAAACACCUAAAUGUGUUUUUUAUUACUAUUUAUUGUGUUUUAAAUGUGUUUCCUGGUAACGUUUUUGUAUUUUGAUAAAACUGUUUCAUGAUCAGUGUGAGGUAUAAAAUGAUAAGACUGUUAGUCGUUUUGUUGUACGACUUUAUUAAAUUGAUUC
Molecule: messenger RNA, 1567 nt
Organism: Nematolebias whitei (Rio pearlfish)
Lineage: Eukaryota; Metazoa; Chordata; Actinopteri; Cyprinodontiformes; Rivulidae
Gene: tdg.2
Product: thymine DNA glycosylase, tandem duplicate 2
Exons: 10
Coding region: 96-1238 (380 amino acids)
Biological process (GO): base-excision repair, AP site formation
Cellular component (GO): nucleus
Molecular function (GO): mismatch base pair DNA N-glycosylase activity
Source: RefSeq, a predicted model, not a curated record